Molecule: messenger RNA, 5176 nt
Organism: Brienomyrus brachyistius
Lineage: Eukaryota; Metazoa; Chordata; Actinopteri; Osteoglossiformes; Mormyridae
Product: endoglin-like
Exons: 17
Coding region: 257-2413 (718 amino acids)
Source: RefSeq, a predicted model, not a curated record
CACCGGACUUGUUGCGCAGCUCCCGUCUGCUUGCUGAGUGUAAACUGGGAGCCAGUGGAAGAGGUGCAGAAGUUCAGCUGAAAGCGAGGAGCCUUCCCCGUCCUUUCUGUACCUUUCAAUACACAAAGACACAUUUCGACUCUCAACUUAAAACACCUGCCUGGGACUUUAGCCACCCCCCGAAUCCACUCCACUGGCCCACUGGAAAGACAACACACCCCACCGUUGCUUUCACUGCACCAGUCACUCUUCACACAUGGAGACCCCCGUCGUUGCUGCCGCCAUCUUGAUUUUGGCCUUCGCCACCAUGGCAACCUCAGAAUACCCAAGGACUUGUGAGCCCCUGGAAAAAACAGAUAAGGGACUCUGGAGGGGUGAGGCCCAGAACAUUUCAACUGCCUGCCAGAGCAACUACAGCAGUAACAGUUACGAGGUCCACAUUCUGCACCUGGUGUUCACUGUUACGGACAGCAACUCGUCGAAUAUGUUACUCGACUUGACUGCGAUGAAGCCAUCACAUCUGAUUGUCAGCAGCAAUGCCAGGAUUUCCAUCUACGUCAAUGCUUUGGAAAAUAAGGAUCGUCUCAGUAUCAUGACAAACGAUCAGGUGUCCACAGAAGGUCAUGUUUCAGUCAUGAUGAACCUCCCUUCAAAUGCAGAGGAUCUCCUGAAAUACAUCACCGGACUCUUCAAGGGCGUGACUUCUUCAACUUCGAUUAAAGAUCCAAAAUCUAUCAGUUUCUCUGGGGGAGAAGCCAGUGGAACCACCCAGCCACCGACAGAACAAGCUACUGCAGAUCUGAGCAUCUGCAAGCAGUUGGAACGGAUGACUUUUCAGAUGAACUUAUACACCUCCCCAGAUCACACAGCGCCUGUAGACGUCGCCACCCGUGUUCAGAUCGGCAAGCUCCUUUAUGCAGAGAUUUCCAGCAGCAUUACUCUGGGAGAGAUCAUUCUCCAUUUCAAAGUGACCAGCUGUUCAGUGUCUUCAAGCACUGACCAUAGCAUGGUGUGGGAUCUGCCCUUCAUUGAGGUUCCCUGCCCUCCGCAAGCCUGUCGCCACAGCACCAGGCUCAGCCUCUCCUUCAUGGAGCCCCGAGAGCUGACCGCUGCCAGCUGGGCCUUGGAGUGCUCCUUGAUGGUCUGGACCACUGAGAGUGAUCCAUGUGCACAUACUACAUCAGUGAAGCGAAACAUUGAACUUACGCCUCCGUCCUCACAUCCAGCAGACAUCGGGCCCAGCCAGCCCCCCCCAGAUAACCAAAAAGACCAGGUACCUCUGAAGAUGCAGCUGUUCAUCUCCCCGGAUUUCAGGGAUCCGAUCGACCAGAUGACCCGGAUUCCGAGGGACAGUCCCAUUUAUGCCGAGAUUUCCAGCACCACCCUGGGAGGGAUCGUUCUCCAGUUCAAAGUAACCAGCUGUUCGGCGACUUCAGGGUUCGAUCUCGGCCCGGUGUGGGAUCUGCCCUUCACUGAGGUGCCCUGCAGUCCGCAAGCCUGUCGCCACAGCACCAGGCUCCGCCUCUCCCUCAUGGAGCUCCCAGAGCCGACCGCUGCCAGCUGGGCCUUGGAGUGCUCUGCGCAGAUGUGCGCCAACAUGGAUGACUUUACAUCUGGAUGUGUAAAUGUCGGCUCAGUGAGGAAACACCUUAUGGUUACCACAUAUUUAUUUCCAACCAGUUUACCAUUUACGGCAGACAGCCAAGCGCAUGUAUUUAGGGAGCGGAAAGACAUUGGGCCCAGCCAGCCCCCCCCGGAUAACCAGAAAGACCAGGUACCUCUGCUGAUGCAGCUGUUCACCUCCCCGGAUUUCAGCGAUCCGAUCGACCUGAUGACCCGGGUUCCUAGCGACAAGCCCCUUUAUGCUGAGGUUGCCUACCGCACGCUGGGCGACAUCAACAUGUCCCUCUAUCUCCAAGUGACCGCGUGCAUAGUGACCUCGAGGUCCAGCUGCGACGCCAGCCUGAGCCUGCCCUUCACCACCGAGCACUGCCCGCCCAAAGUGUGCCCCCACAGCGUCCGGCUCAGCUUUUCUCUCCUGCCUCUCCGGCAGCUGCGCCCCACCAGCUGGCUCCUGGAGUGCCCCGUCCAGAUGUGCAUCCCAGAGAUAAAUUAUCAAUGCAUAGAUGUUGGCUCCGUGAAGAGAAACUUAGAGAUCACCAGAGCAUCCUUAUCUCCAGCCAGGCAGUGUGUUGAUUUUGGUCCCUCUGCUGUCCUGGGGGUGGCUUUUGGGGGGUUCCUGACUGGCGUGGUCUUCGUGGGAAUUCUGUGGUUCAUCAGAGUGCGUACUGGGUGUCCCCGUUCGCCAACCAAGCAGGAUCCGGUCUCUGCCAUCCCGCCCCCUUCUGAAAACAGCAGCGCCAAUGGCAGCAUUGACAGCACCCAAAGCACGCCCACCAGCAGCAUGGCGUAGGGAGGUCUUCUCAGCUGGGUGCUGUCCACCACACGUCCUGUAGGAAGUUCGGGAGGUAGGGGCUGGAGAGGUAUGGUUAACUUUGGGGGGGGGGGGAAGGUUCUGAUCUACCCUCCCAGUCAUCUCCCAGACCUCUUAGCAAAACAACACAUGGGAAGUCAAGAGAAAGGUCUGCUUCCAGCAACAGGAAAAACAAAGACUAUCCCCCAAGGACCAACAGGAAAUUUGUUACAUUCUUUUUAAUAAGCACUUUUGCUCCAAUAGCCACUCAAUAAGAUGUCUCCAGAAAAAAAACCAAAGAAAGACAGGCUAUUAGACAUUGUGCAGCAGACUGUUUUGCCCUAUGGUGGCUUCAGUAGAUGUGGCAAGACAUAAGUAACUAUUUUGAAUAAUCUAGAAACGGAGAUUUUAACUUCCUAUUUCUCAUCAGGAUGGUCUGUCAUUUUAAAAAAGUUUUCUCUCUUGUGAUACAGUGUAUUUUUUUUUGUGGGUUUACCACCUUCCAUGUAAUUAAGGUCGUCUGUUGUCAGACUGGAGGUCGUUUUGGAAUAGGCUGCCUCCAACUUCUGCAUGAUUGUAACCAUGAUGCUUUCGCCCCUGUUUGAUACCCUACAUGAGCCUUUUUACGUUAGUCACCUUAAGUUAGGCUAUCUUCCCUUGUUUUUCGUGCCUCCACAUCAUCAUUGACGGAAAUUGCUGGCCAAUAUGUCGUAAAAAGGCACCCUUAGUGUUGAGGAAAAUCGGAUGCUUUUAGCAGAAUCUUCUAUAAGUUAUUCUCCUCAAAUGCCAAAUAGAGAAGUAACCACAUAUUUUUUAAAAUGUUAUCAGAUAACUAAAAUAUCGAUCUCAGGUUACACUUUGUUGCCUUUUUUCAUAUUCGAGAGUGUUACAUUGCUAGUAUUUUGACCAAAGUUGAAAUGAGAGACUGAAUGAAAAGUAAAUGUCUGUAUAUAUAUUGUUUUUGUGUCUUAUUGUGCAGAAAAUAUGAACUUACGAGAUUUGUAUCUUCAAUUAAAUGUACUUUGUUCUUUCUUCUGGCUGGGAACAAAGACAUUUUUCAGCUCUGGUGAGGAUGUCAAGCACUACAAAAUAUAUGACUUUUAAAAAAAAAAAAAAAAAUGUCAUAAACCUUUGCUGCAUUUCCUGGAAUUUCAAUUUUGGUAUCUUGCCUCUUGGAGAAGUUUCUUUUAGAUUUUUUUCCCGAAUGACUUCUUAAUCAUUUUCUGAUUCUUUUCAGUAAGUACUGUACAGUUUGAAAAUGAGAACAUUCACUUGAUGUAGCUUAACACAAGAUAUAUGUCACACGUAAAUGUUUUUUUUUACAUAAUGUUGGUGUAUUGAGGUCGGGUGACACUACAUUGUGUUUCUCUGUGUAUAUGUGUAGUGUGUUGCGUGCAUGUGUGUGCGUGAGAAAAAGAAGAAAGAGAUAGAUUUUGUGGGAACACAAGGUGUGGGCAAGUGGAGAGAAUAUGAGAUAAAUAUUUGCCACUUGAGUUGGUGCAAUAUUUUGAAGUAUACAUUUAUGUUACGUAGUAUUUGAAGUAUCUCCUAUUUCAUAAUAGUUUUAUUCCUGUGUUGUUAGUUACUUCCCUACUUGUAAUGGCUAAUGAAUGGUCUAAAUCAGUGUUUCCCAACCCAGUCCUUGGGGGAACCCCGGACAGUCCACAUUUUUGCUUCCUCUCAGCUCCCAGUGCGCCUGUACCAGGUAUUCAGUGUUCCUGAUUGGCUGGGAGCUGGGAGGUAGCAAAAAUGUGGAUUAUUCAGGGUUCCCCCAAGGACUGGGUUGGGAAACACUAGUCUAAAUCAUUUUGAGCUUAAUGCCAAAAUGCACGUGUCUUCUAUUGAAAAAUGUAUCUGUCCCUGCUUAUGACUGAUUGUGCAACUCCAAGUGUUUGUUGUUGGCCUCCUCGCCCAUUGUGUACUGUGGUUAGCCAUGAUCUGUGCUGUACAACAAGGAGUGAUUGCUGGUCAAAACUUGCCAGUUAACCUAAUCAUUUCUGACAGUCCGUGGCCCCUCUUUUGGGUCUUUUCAUUUCCCUACCCCCAAGAAGGGAGACUCACAGCAUAGAGUAUAGAGAUGAUCUGGUUGGCAUGGAUAUUUUUUGGCCUGGAGUGACAGAGCCUCCUUGGGAAGGACGUCAAGACAGACAUUUGGAGGGGGGUGAUUGAGAGGCAUGUGGAGGGGGAGUUACACAAUCCGUCAGCCCGCUUGCUCCUCGUCACCAUGGCUCCCUUCUUCACCUCGGUCAAGUGUUUCACUCUGAGAGAUACUACAUCACCGGGCAAAUCACUCACUCUGCGUAAGAAGCACAAUUUUGCCUGUUUGUGUAACAGUAUCGUCUCGUGAGGAAAGGACGCGGGGUGGAGGGCAGGGCCCCGAGAUAUCGCCUGGGUGCUUUCAGGGAAGCGACUACUGCUGACAGCUUUGGGACCCGUCCAAACAGUUUACAAGAAGACCUGUGCUGAACCCACAGCCCGCCGCCCGGAGACAGCACUCCACACAUCUCUGUCAGUGUGUUGUAUGUCUUUCCUUAUUUUAAGCAGGUGAGACAACGUUAUGAGCUGACCAGAGUGUGGAAUUUUCCAGACCUUUCUGCAAGAGAGGCUCUCUCUCUCUUCAUUACUGUUGUGUGUCUUCAGAAAUGCCCUUGCAAAGCCUGGACUUAGUCAUCGAUAACUGCAAAUUCACUUUAUUUUGUAAAGGUGUCUCUUAUAUAAUUUUCAUUGUAUACCAACAGACAUAAAUAAACUAAUCUAAGUAUG